UUCCGGCCCAGGAGGAGUGACUUCAUCCUCCUGGAACUGGAAGCAAGCAAAGCACGCUAGGGUUUCCCUUCCGCCGGGGACCCUGCAGGCCCAGGGCUCGUCGGCGAGGGGGAGCGCGGACGGCGGCAGCCAUGGCGUCCACCAAGGUGCAGCGGAUCAUGACCCAGCCCAUCAACCUCAUCUUCCGCUUCCUCCAGAGCAAGGCGCGCAUCCAGAUCUGGCUCUUCGAGCAGAAGGACGCGCGGAUCGAGGGCAGGAUCAUCGGCUUUGAUGAAUACAUGAAUCUGGUCUUGGAGGAUGCUGAGGAGAUCAACAUCAAGAAAAACACUAGGAAGUCUCUCGGUCGGAUCCUCUUGAAAGGGGAUAACAUUACACUAAUGAUGAACACGGGAAAGUAACAACAGCCCAGUGACUGUUCUAUUGCAAGGAUAACUAACAACCUACGUAUCCUGAGCUCCUAGGAUUGCAAACUUGGGGCCGUAACAGACGUUCCUCUCUGUGUUCUCGUCUAAAUUUGAUUGUAAUAGAAUAUGUUUUGCCAGAGAGAAUAGGCUCUGUGAGGUAAAAGUGUGUUAUCCAGAUCAUGAGCUUAGCACUUGUACUAGUUUAAUUCAGAGGCAUUGAUGUUCUGGUGGUUUGUGCUCUCAUUGAAAUAUUAACGUGGUGGUCUGAUUGUUCUUUUGGAAUUUUUUAGGCCCCUGUGUAAGAUAAAAGUAUCAUUCUGUGAAAGUUCUUGUCACGAAAUUACUUCU
Molecule: messenger RNA, 752 nt
Organism: Triticum dicoccoides
Lineage: Eukaryota; Viridiplantae; Streptophyta; Magnoliopsida; Poales; Poaceae
Product: small nuclear ribonucleoprotein E-like
Exons: 5
Coding region: 132-398 (88 amino acids)
Biological process (GO): mRNA splicing, via spliceosome
Cellular component (GO): spliceosomal complex
Molecular function (GO): RNA binding
Source: RefSeq, a predicted model, not a curated record